UACAAUGGUAUAGCGUCUAUACGUAUAAUUUACCGCUGUCGAAUUCGCGGACCGCGGGCUAUAUUUUCAGCUGUCGUACGGUUCUAUAGCAAAUAUUUCAUUGUUCCUGUUUCAAAAUGGCGAAUUUGUAUCUGUAAUAAGUCGAACGUUGAGGCCUCGAGGGGUUUCUGGUGCGGGAUCGGUUAAGCGGCGGGCGACGGCAAAGCGACGGCCGCCCGGCUGACGACUCGUAAGCGCGGCGAGAGGUUGUCGACCUAUCGAUUUUUUUGUCUGCGACCUCUUGUCGGCGGGCGGGCCGUUGACUGGUGUCAACCAGGGUGGCUCCCGGGUCUGCGGAGGCGCCGAGCCACCGCUCUUCAAGUCAGCUGACAUCAUGGCAGAAUAUCAUGGUCAAGGCAUGGAUGCAGGCGGGAACAACUUUGACUCCGGUCAACAGCCACAGGAGCAGGAGUUGGCGACGAAAAUGCUGCAGAUCCAAUCCAAACGAUUCUACCUCGACGUGAAACAAAACCGGAGGGGGCGGUUCAUCAAAGUUGCUGAGAUCGGUGCAGAUGGACGUCGUAGCCAAAUAUUCCUGGCGAUGUCGACAGCUGCUGAGUUCCGCGACCACCUCUCGAGCUUCAGCGACUAUUACUCGUCCCUUGGCCCGCCUAAUCCUGAAAAUGUGCCUGAUGAUGGGAAACUCAAGUCCGAGAUGAUGUUAAAGGACAACAGGAGAUACUAUCUAGACCUUAAAGAGAAUUCUCGCGGGCGUUUCCUACGCGUUUCUCAGACGAUCACACGCGGUGGACCGCGCAGUCAGAUCGCGUUGCCUGCUCAAGGAAUGAUUGAGUUUCGUGAUGCUUUGACUGAUUUGUUGGAUGAUUUUGGCACUGAUGAUGGGGGGUACAAAGGCGAGCUCCCCGAAGGGCGCCACCUCCGCGUUGACAACAAGAAUUUCUACUUUGACAUCGGACAGAACAAUCGCGGGAUAUACAUGAAAGUCAGCGAGGUUGUACCUUCGUUGCAAGUGAAAAGCAAUUUCCGUACAGCGAUCACGGUGCCAGAGAAGUGUUGGUCUCGUUUCCGGGACAUAAUGGCCGAAUACUGUGAUAAGAUGGGACGUGCGCAGCUCUCCCCGCCUACGCACCAGGGCGGCAGUGGUUCUGGAGGUAGAGCCGGCAGUGCGCAGCCUGCACGGGAAAUGGACACAUUUGGCGGAAACGGCGCGAGUCGGAUUUGAUGCGAUCACUUCGGCUACUUCCGGCCGUGAGCCCUGUACAUACGCCCUUUAGAAAUAAGAUGAUGUGAUAAACUGUUUGAGCUUUAUUACAUUUCGUUUGAUUCGGUUUCGCGUCGCGCGGCGUCAUCGGUUUACUGCUUUUAGGAAGGAUUUUUGACAUAUUUUUGCUUAAACCUGUCUUUCAACCGGUAAAAAGUUAUAUUCGCACUUCAGUUCGUUAAAUCUUGUUAGUUUUUCUCAUUUAAAUCACUUUUAAACUGAUUUUUGUACAAUCUAUUACUAAUUAAAUAAUUAUUUUUAAUACUUCAAAAAUUAAUAUUAAUCCUUCGUAAUAAGCAAUAUCUGAUCUUCAAACUUUUGUUUUGGCAAUAAUUUUACAAUUAAAAAACUUAUGUAAUUGGAAAGAUGCACAUGCUUCUGUACUAACCGGUUUUAAAACCAAAAAAUCGCCGCAAACUAAAGCUAAGCUUUAUAUUCGUUCUAAACGAUUUGUGUUGUAACGGAAUUAUAAUUCCAUUCACCAUUCCUAUAUCUACAUAACUCGUAACGGAUCGCUAUUGUCUAUUUUUUUUAAUACUCGACAAGUUUCAAAACGAUCCGUUUUGUUAUUUAUUUAUGGGAAACGUCAAUUUAGCCAGGGCAACGCUUGACCUACAUGAAAUCUGGCGUUAAAUUUAACAGCCACGUUAGUUUUAGGUGUAUUUUCGUUUAUUUCAUUUUGUCUGUGUACGUAGUAUACCGACAGGAAUGGUUGGGGGGUAAUGUGUAUACAUUAAUUAAUAUGUAAAUCCGAUAAAAUACAUUAGAGAUCUUCUAAAGGUUUAUCGUCAAGUUGUUAUAGAUUUAGAGUUUGGGUUAUAUACCUGGAUGAUUUUUAUUAGUUUGAUAGCCUCUUCUAACGUCUAGCUCGCGUUAAACGGGAACAGCAAAUAUAAUUCCUGUGAAUGUACACAUUACCCCAUUGAGUGGAGACAUUGGGUGUUUACAUGGCGAGUAUUAAAUCAGCCGCUCUGCCGUUUACCGCUCUUUACUAAACGUUAACACGUGUACGUCACACGUGCACGUUCCAACGUGCCCAUUGAAAUAAUAUGCAAUCAAUCAAUAUCAAAUUCCUCUUAUAUUCUCUUGUAAUUUCUACCCUGACUAUUCUUCUUGUCAUCUCCCACCGCAUCAUGUCGUUCUUGGAUAUUUUCUUUGACUAACUAAACAUGUUUCCCACCAAUUACUAUUUCUUACACAUGCAUCAACACUACCUGUUUAAACAUAUUCCAUAGAUUUUGCUCGUCUUCUAAAAGCGGUCAGCGGUAGGGCGGCGGCACUCGUUAAUAAUAUAAGUGACGCUGCUGUGAUACUCGUAGUCGAGAAAUGUAAGUACGAACGCGUCCGUGACACUCCCAAUAUUUAACUGAACUUAGUUUUAGUUAUGCCAGGUCUAGUCGAUAAGUUUUAUUUCAAAUUAUUUCGUACCUUUAAAAAGGACUACUAAGAUUUACAAUAACUUAAAAAUAUGUUGUAGCCUUCAAAAGUGAUACUCUUAUUCUAUAUAUUUGGUGGUAAUUCUACUGACUAACACUGAUCAGUUAAAUGGUAUGAAAUAAUUAAAUGUUUGGAUUAAAUCCACCCAAAUCGUUGUUUUCAAAUUAAAUUUGGAUUUUUUGGUUUGGGUUUUUCAAAAUUAUCCGCCUAUACGCGACACGAACGCGUUCGUACGGAGGGUAGUUUAAGAUUGGUUUGUAAGCACCCUGUGUGACUCGUAAUCGCUUGUGCAAAAAUCUAUUGAAUUCUAAAAUCUUUCAUGAUUUACAAAAGCUAUUACGCGUCGAGUCGUGAGUUGGUGUUUGUAUAUAUUAUGUAUGUAUGCGCGGGCGCAAUAGUUUAAGGCGCACGUGCGUCGGGCGUGCCUUUUUUCGUCGGACGUUUUUACCCCCAUUUGACGUCGACGUCGCGCCAUGCUUUUUCCACCCCUUACAUUAAUGAAAGAAAAAAUAAAAAAAUGCAGCAAAAAAAGAUUUAGGCUGUUAAGUGUUUACGGUAAGUAGGAAGGUAGUUGUCUACAGUCUACGGCUCGACUCAUUUUGUUAAUUACGUACACUACAAUUAUUUCGUGUUUCCGCUUCGCUUUUUCAUGGCAACUAACUAUAGGAAACCUGUAUCGAUAGACAGGAAAAGUCUUACAUUUUAUACUUCGUAAAAUGGCCUCGAUAAAUGUUGAUAUCGCUUCAAAAGUUUCAACUUAAAAACAUUCAAACAUAGUAAUUUAUUUUUCGAUACGGGUUACUUCUUGCGUCAUACGUAAUCAUAUACUUUAAGCGUCAUCUGUUAUCUUUACUAAAACGAAAGGUAUAUUUGAGUAUAUUGUAGUUGUCGAUCAUCGAAACACUUUACCGUAUUGAAGUUCGCUUAUCUAAGCAUUAAUUUAAGUUUGAACGCAGCUGAAUUUUGGUUUUGUGUCAUAGGUCCGUGCAUGUUGACUGUAUCGUUAUUUGUAAGCUUACGUGCGCCAUCAAAUUUAGACUUGCAGCUCUGGUUUUGUCGUGAAACGCAUGUGUAUCAAAAUCGAUUAAUGCGUUUCGCCGUGGAUUUGAGCUAAUAUAACUUAGACCCUAACAGAUAGUAGUAAUAGAUGACUUUUUAGAUUGCAUCCGAUCCGAUGCAGUCAAUACUUACAGAAAACAGAUGCAGUCUACUAGUCUUAUCUCUAGACACUUAAAUGGCGUCAUCAUGAAGUUUCAUAAUUAUUGAUUGACGAGAUAUGGCCAUAUUUAUUAAACUUCAUGAGGUGUCUGCAAUUUUGUUUAUUCGUGAAACAGAGUGAAAUAAGUUGGUUACGUCCGAUAACUAUAACAGAUAGAUGAGAAAAAUAAAAAUACAUAUAAAAAUCACUUCUCUAUACUAAUAUAAAGUAGAUAUAUGAACGGAGCGAGUGCGGCGUUCUCAUACUAUCGUAAGUUAGUUAUAGUUUUGUUUUAAGAUGGGUCGACGGACUUAAAAAAUCCAUAGAAAUCUGACCACGAACGGUCCAGGCACUGCCCUUUAUCCAAUAGGAUAAGAACUUUUAUCAUAACACAGCAAUUCAGAUUUAUUGAAACGUCGUCUCAUCAUUUGUGGUAUAUCUUGUUCCUUUAUUCGUUUAAUAGUGGUGUGCGGACGGAGACGCGGCGCGAACAUAGUCCAGUGUUCUGUAUCGCUUGUCAUGUGUUACUGAGGGCUCGUGGGGAGGCGCAUUUGCCUCACACCCUGCCGGGUUAUUGAGAUAGCCGUUUUACUCGUCGUUCUAGUAUUUUAUGCGAAACUAAAUCAUUGUGACAAAACCCCAUAGUCUAAAGCUAGACUCCAUUCGUAAUUGUCACAUUCCCUUCCCAGUGCGGCAUUUCUCUUUAGAACGGCAGAUUAGUACAUCUAUCACACUUUAUUAUUAACUUUUAGAUCAUAAGCGAAAGCACGAGGCGUAAAGUGCGUCUUCCCACGACUGUGGCUUAAUUUUAACAAACUUUAUGGUACAAAAUGUAAUUUUAGUUCCAUAGACGUUUAAGAUUAACAGAGUUUAUAUUUAGAGAAGAUAUCGAUAUUAUAUAUUCCCAUUUCGGUCUUUCGACCGUCGUCAAUAUAACUUAAGGUACAAUGAGAUAUAUGGAGUAAUAUAGAGUCUAUAUGUUAAUGAAGCUAGUUAUCGCGUGAGUUCAUUACGUCGGCAAUAGGCAGUAGUGCGUGAUUGUGGGUUACGCUACGGAUUCAUUGAUUUUCGGAAAUUUUCUGUACCGAUGAAUCGGCGGUUGUUUUGUACUAUCCGGAUCGAAGGACCUUUUUUGACUAAUUUGUCUCAGUCAUGAUUAAGUUAUCGUGUUUAUGGUCCUAAUUGUGAACGUGUUGUGGGUAAUUGUGUGCCGUCGAUUUAAGGACAGUUAGGAGCCGCACCGCCGAGUGGUCGAGGGCUGCCUCCUGUGAUACUUGCGCCGCGCCCCUCUGAUUCCGCACAUUUGUCUCAUCUAUAUUUAACCUAUACUAUAAUGCAACUGAUUCGGUGACGUCUAUAUAUGGCCAUAGGCCUUAAAACUAAAAAAACCCUUCCUUAGCUUCAAGGGUUCUCCAUAAUUUGAUGUCAUUGGAGUUGUAUAGAUGUCACCGAAUCAGGUAUGAUUGUGUGGUUGAGGUUGAUAGUCAAUUAUACUAUUCAUAAGUUGCGCAGUUGUUGUCUUCACUUGUCAAAAUCACUGAUAAACUGUAAAAAGUUUAAACCAUGAUGGAAUAAAAUGAGGUCUCACAGUUUCUUGGAUAACGGAUUGUGAAUGAUGUUAUAUUUGACAUGUUCGGGACCUGUAUUUUAUUGGAUCAUGCUUUCAACUAGGCAUUACGCAUGCGUAUAGUUGAUUAAAUUAAAAUAACCAUAUCUAAGACCGUUUACAGUUAAAGUGAUGACAAGACACUGCGCCCGCGACGCACUCGCUCUUAAGUGUUAAACAUACAUAAAAUAGGUACACUAUAGAUACUGAAUGACAACUACGAAACGUAAAAUAAAAAACUAAAAAAAAGUAAUAAAUUUAAAAAUUCAGAGUUAUAAUAGUACGUUAGUUUUAAUUAAUUAUAUUUCUGAUAUUGAUUGAUGUUUUGCUAAAAGAUAAUUUAUCUGUACGUUACGUUUGAUCGCGUGGAUUCGCUCUGCCGUCGCAGCCUCCGCCGCGCGUCUUUGUUUCUUAAAACCCCGAAUACACUACCUGGUAUAUGAAGUACUGAAGUGGAGUCAUCGCAGAAGUACAUCAGGUCCCGGUCCAAGUUCUGACUUAUAACGACUAUUUUGAAACAUCUGAAAGGAUCAAAUGUAGUAAUUAUAAGUCAGAUGUUAAUUAAAACCGAAUCAACAUCGUCAAAU
Messenger RNA from Pieris napi, 6089 nucleotides. It is a transcript of the gene Pur-alpha, whose product is annotated as transcriptional activator protein Pur-alpha. Gene Ontology annotation, cellular component: nucleus. The coding region runs from base 374 to 1222 and encodes 282 amino acids. Gene Ontology annotation, molecular function: purine-rich negative regulatory element binding; RNA polymerase II transcription regulatory region sequence-specific DNA binding; DNA-binding transcription factor activity, RNA polymerase II-specific. The transcript has 9 exons. The record is from RefSeq and is a predicted model, not a curated record. Gene Ontology annotation, biological process: regulation of transcription by RNA polymerase II. NCBI's taxonomy places the organism in Eukaryota, Metazoa, Arthropoda, Insecta, Lepidoptera, Pieridae.